Messenger RNA from Dermacentor albipictus, 4923 nucleotides. RefSeq lists its product as uncharacterized. The record is from RefSeq and is a predicted model, not a curated record. Gene Ontology annotation, molecular function: zinc ion binding; nucleic acid binding. Lineage: Eukaryota; Metazoa; Arthropoda; Arachnida; Ixodida; Ixodidae.
UACAGACGCAGAAUGGAAGGCUCCUCGAGAGCUGCGAAAGCGGCCGACGUUGGCCGUGGUACCCCGUGUUCUGCGUUGCCCAAGGAUUACCGUGUCAUCUUGCCUCUGUUACCAACAGGUGAAGGACAAAGGCGCGCAGUUGUAUUGCACUGCGACGUCACUGGACGACCUUAUAGAAUCGACGACUUCCGGAAGCCCUUGAAGGAUGCUGUAGUAAUUCAGCAAGUAGGUGGAAUUGGUGCAUACCAAAUGUCGCACGUGUGGCUGCUGAACAUGAAGACAGAUGAGGCAAAGCGGACGCUGCUAGACGCCGGACCACUACUGGUGAAGAACCGGCCAUGCCUCGUCAUUGAUCCAGCGAGGCAAGAACUCAGGAUUAAGCUACAUUGGGUCGCGUUCGACGUCACCUCUGAGACCAUUCGACGAGCCUUCCGAGAUUAUGGCGACAUAAAGGAAGUCACCAGUGAUAGGUGGAAGGCCGAGGACUUUGAGGGCGCCGAGUCAACGACUCGUCUAGUGCGUCUUCUGCUGCGCGAUGGUGUCACACCAGACCGCAUCCCACAUCAGAUGCGUCUUGGUAGCGGCACUGCGCUAGUGGUUGUGCCUGGACGCGCCCCGUUAUGCCUUCGUUAUCGCAACACUGGACACAUACGACGUGAAUGCCGAGUGCCCAGGUGUGCUGCUUGCCGAGCGUUCGGGCACGAGCAGGCAUUUAAUUGUACUCGCUCGUACGCCAGAGUUGCAAGCGUAGACGGUGAAGCAGACCGGAGCGAGAUGCUCAUGGACGAGGAGGAAGCGGAGAGCGUGGCUGGGAUGUUGGCGUCUACCAGCGACGCGGCCGCAGUAACGGCGUCCACCAGCUCAGCAGGUUCGCAAGAAAACGGGGCUGCAGACGCUCGGGCAGCUGACGCCACUCUGGAAGACGCUUCGACAGGAAAGUACGAAGAAGGUUCGGCAGAGCGCCCUUCUGAAACCCACUCUUUAGGAAAGCAGCUGCCACUAAGUGCGUCCGGGAGUGGUGAGAAAACAGCUGAACUCAAGACUGCAGUAAGCGAGGUCGUUGCGACGCUCGAAGACAGUGAUUCGACGGAUGAGGCUGCAAUGGACGCCGAGGCAACACCUACGAAGCGCCGACUCAGCAAGGCAAGCACGGCUUCUCAAGACACCCGGCUACGAGCAACGGAGAGGCGUGGGACCGAGCCUGGAACCAAAAAGCCUCGGGUGGGCGCCAGCCAUCAGCGGUCGGCGUCGCUUACACGCGGCGGCGGCAAGUCGACGCUCUGAGCGUCGACUGGUCUGUGUGUUGCUACAAGGCAAGGUCUGUGAGGGGAGCGCCGUAGGCUCUGUCUGGUGUCACUCGCCAAUAUGGAGUCCUUAGAGAGGUCUAUAAAUAUUGCAACACUUAACGUCCGAGGGCUUAGUGCCAAGAGGCGGCAAAACCAACUUUACCGCCUCGUAACGGAGCAUGAUCUUGAUAUUGUAGCCAUUCAGGAGACCAAAGUGGAGAGCGAGGAUCAGACAGAGCGUAUGGUGCGUCCUUUCACGAGACGCUAUAACGUGUGUGUGGCCCAUGCGGUGGGGAGGUCUUCGGGGUGCAUUUUGUUAAUUCGGCAGAGUCUUGGUGCUGUAGUGCAGUCGGUGACUACCUGUGAGUCAGGCCGUUUCAUCGUAUCUGACUUUUCCCUGUCAACAGAAAAUUGGCGAGUAAUUUGUCGUUAUGCACCAACUCAGGCUCAAGAGCGAAGGUAUUUUUUUGAGGAAAUGGAGAAGUACGUGAAAUGCGAGCGUAGACUAAUCCUGGCGGGAGAUUUCAAUUGUGUCUGUACGGAACGUGACAAAACCAGUGGGAAACACAAUGAUGCAAGUACUGCUGUUUUGAAAGAAUUGAUUGCAGAAUUUAAUCUAGAAGACGUGGGUGAAUGUCUUUGCGGUGGAAAAGCGGUCACCUUUACCCACUUUCAGGGUGCGAGCCAUGCUAGACUUGACAGAGUGUACGUGUCGGCUGAACUAAUUCAGUCGUGUCGAGAUUAUCGAGUCACACCUGUUGCAUUUAUUGAUCAUUGUUUGGUUUCUUUCCGUGCUGGAAAGGAAAAAACAAUUAGCAAGGAAUUUUCCUGGGAUCUUUGGAAAUUUAAUGCGAACUUGCUGAAAGACGACGAGUUUUGUGAUCAGUUUCUCAAGGCUAUAGAUAAAACAGCAACUCAAAACUUAGAUAGUUGGGCACAUAAAUGAGAGGUUUGUAAGCAAACAAUUAAAUUGAAAGCACUUGAAAGGGCCAGUGUUUUAAGUCACGCGAAAAAAGAACUCGAGUCCCGGCUUAGAUUGAAUCUGAAGCAAUUAUUGGAAGCUGAAAGUAUACAACCCGGGUAUUUCUUAGAAGACAUAAAAAGCAUAAAGCAAAAACUUGAGCUGAUAGACCAAGAGCGAUACAAUGGAGCAUUGAUUCGAGCCAGAGCUGAAAAAUGGUGCACAGGAGAAAUGCCGACAAAGCGUGCCUUGGAAGUCGAAAAGAAAUAUGCUUCCCAAAAUGCAAUAACAGAAAUAGAACAUAAUGGGUUACUGUCUACCAACAAAGAAACAAUAGCAAGUGGUUUUUUGGAAUAUUACAAAGUAUUGUUUUCUCGUAGCCAAGUUGACACCGAUAGAUUUAAAAAAGACUUCAUGUCAUUGAUGCCAACAUUAGAUGAUGAAACUAAGGAAGUAUUAGAAGUGCCCAUAAUGGCAAAUCACCGGGACCGGAUGGCUUAAGCGCUGCAUUGUACAAGGCGUUUAAGGGUGUUGUCGCGCCUGUUUUGACUGAAGUAUACAACGAGGCUUACGCGAACAAACAUCUACCACCGUCCUUUUUGUCAGCACACACGGUCCUAAUACCAAAAACUGAAGACCCAAUUAAAUUACGUAACGUCACAUCGUAUAGGCCGAUUAGCCCGACAAAUAUAGACUAUAAAAUAUUAAUGAAAGUAUUGGCAAACAGGUUGCAGACCGUGAUGAAAGAAUUAGUCGGUCCACAUCAAACGUGUGGAAUAAAAGGAAGGACAAUUAUGACAAAUAUACACAUAGCACGAUCAAUCCUUGAAUGCUGUGACGCAAUGCAACUAAGUGUCGCUAUGCUGCAGGUUGACCUUGAGAAGGCAUUCGACCGCGUGCCGCACGAGCUGCUUCUAUGUAUGCUUGAAUAUGUGAAUGUAGGCAAUGUGAUCAGUGAAGGUGUGCGGAUGGCUUACGCCGGAUGUACGACGAGAUUGAUAAUAAACAAAUCAGUAGGUGAAUACAUACAAGUACAGCGCUCGGUCAGACAGGGGUGCUCAUUAUCACCGCUUCUUUUUUGCAUAUAUAUUGAGCCCUUUUGUCUAAGCGUAAUUAAGAACAACGCGAUACGUGGAUUUCAGUUACAUCAGGCCGAGGUAAGCCUUCUUGCUUACGCUGAUGACAUUGCAGUUUUCUGUGUUGAUCAUGAAAGUAUAAUGCAUACCGUCAAUGCUGUUAAAAGUUUCUGUCAAGCAAGUGGUAGUGCAGUAAACUGGGACAAGUGCGUUGGGUUCUGGCAUGGGGAAUGGGACGUCGCACCAAGGAUGUUUUUGAACAUUAAAUGGCAAGAAACACCGGCAAAAUACUUAGGAGUACCCCUACAGUACUACACUGACAAUGAGCCUUAUUGGAAAAAACAAACAGAGGUGUUACGUGAAAAUGCACAAAAGUGGAAAGGUGGGGAUAAGUCGAUUUUCGCACGGGCCACGACGUGCAACCUAUUUCUUGUAAGCAAGCUAUGGUAUGUAAUGCAAGUUUUGCAUUGCAGCAGGUUAAAUGUAAAAAAAAUGCACAGAGUGUUCGCGGUCUUUAUCUGGAGCUCUCUAUGGGAAAAAACGAGCCGAACAAAUCUGUUUAAAAGAGGGAGUGAUGGUGGGCUUGGUCUAGUGCAUCUGUAUGUGAGACAACUCGUCAGUCGAUUUGUUUUUCUCAGAGAUGUAAAUCAUACCUUUCUCAGAACCAUGAUUCAACUGAGGCUGGGUAAAGUGCUACCAGAGUUUGUUGUGUCUUCGGUGUGUCAGCAAGGACCAGUACGUGGAUAUCUAAAAGAAGUGGUGUCAUCUUUCCGCUUCUUAUCGGUGCGUUUUUCUUUGCAAUAUUUGACAGAUGUGUCACGCAAAAACUGUACAAGGACCUUGUGGAUGUGUUAUUUCCUGUGCCAUUGUACCGUGAAUUAUACUGUGCAGGCAAAGGAAAAGAUGUUUUGAAACGCGUUAAAAAAAUGCUAGUUGCGCCAGGGGUCAAAACCUUUUUUUUAAGCUGCACACAGGAACCUUACCUGUCAAAACAUGGUUAGAAGAAAAGGGUUUAUUUGUUCCGUGGGGUACUCAUUGUUUGUUAUGCAAAAAACCAGAGACAAUUGAGCAUGUGUUUUUAGAUUGCUGGGGGGGAGUGUUCUUCUGGGACAUCUUACAGAGAACCUUGAAAAAAGAGUUGCCAUUAAGUCCGCACGGAAUCCGUUAUCUCAUGGUCGAAAACGACGAUGGUGUGCCUUUCGAUCUGGUUAUGCUCCUGGGCCUGCACAGUAUAUGGCGAACUCGGACUGCUGUACACAAUGUGGAUAUUGACGCUAGACCGGUUCGCGAAUAUUUUUGCGAAUCGGUGUCCCAUUUUGUCGAAGUGCAGAAGGUGCAGUCGUAUGUACCAGAGUGGGUUCCAAAAUUAGAAAUGUUGUUGCAGAUGCCGAAAUACUGAUGGCUUGUAGUCAGCAAACAGCUGACGGUUCUCGGUACUAUUAUCUUGUUAAUCUGUUCUUCUGAUCUCGUAAACUCUGUGAAAAGCGAGGCAAUAAAGAAAAAAAAACUCGUGGCUCAGUGGUAGAGUUUCCGUCUCACACUCCGCAGACCCUGGUUCGAUUCCCACCCAGCCCAUGUUGCAAGUUGUUUUUUAUUCAUG